UGGCAUCGCGAAAAUAUUGACAGUAACGACUUGUGAUCGCCGCAAGUUAAAAGCAUAGUGUUUAAAGAUGAAGUGUUUUGCGGGUUUACUUUUGCUGUUUGUGUUGUUGGGUGUGAACGCUUACGACUUCGAUGAUAGUGCCUUCAAUGACUAUCUCUUCAAGGAGCUGCAGUCUCAUUACGAAGAAGACGAAGUGUAUUCGCAUAGAACACGUCGCGAAUCCAUAGAUGCCAUAGAGUGUUCUAAGCGUAACUGGAAAAAGGAUAUGCAGUGUUGUAAGGGCGGUAAUGUGAACGGUGAUCAGUUGGAGCUCUUCAAAAGCGUGAAAAAACAGUGCAUUACCGAUUUGAAAGGCGAACCUGCUGAUGACGCCUUUGAUCCCUUCGACUGUGAGAAGAUGCAGCAAGUUAAAGAACAAAUGAUUUGUAUAACCGAAUGCGUAGCGAAACGGUUCCAAAGUCUCGAUGAGCAUGGCGAACUGCAACGUGAGGCUAUUUUGAAGGGAUUGCGAGAACAAAUCGGUACCGUACAAUGGAAGCUCGAUGCAAUUGAAGGCUAUGUAGACACCUGCCUGGCUGAGGUGAAGGAGAAGCGCGAACAAAAGCAAAAGGCGGGUGAAUUGAAGGAGGAGGGCUGUAGUCGUGCGCCAUUGGCCUUCCAUAGUUGCAUGUGGCGACAGUUUUGGAAUGGUUGCCCGGCAGAUUUACGUGUCGAUUCGCCAAAGUGCAACAAAUUACGUGAACGCGUCGCCAAUGGUGAUACGCGCUUCUUUGGCAAACACUUCCUACACAAAUACUACCCCAGUCCACGCGAUGAAGAGAAAAUUGAAAAAUAACUUUUUUAUUUCACAGCAAUAUUAUUUAAUUGAAAAUAUUGUAUAUGAAUAAAGUUAUUGGAAGCAAUUAAAAAGUGCAAUGAAAACCAUUUUGCUUCAUUGCAGGCAUUUUUAGUGGCUUUCAGCAGCAGCAACAUA
This is a messenger RNA of Bactrocera oleae (olive fruit fly), 973 nucleotides long. RefSeq lists its product as uncharacterized. Gene Ontology annotation, molecular function: odorant binding. NCBI's taxonomy places the organism in Eukaryota, Metazoa, Arthropoda, Insecta, Diptera, Tephritidae. The record is from RefSeq and is a predicted model, not a curated record.